CCUCAUCUUCUCAUUCUGUCCUCUCUCUCUCUCUCCCUCUCUCUCUGCAUCUCCCCAUGUAAUAAAGUCCCACUCAAAUCAUACUUCCUAACAACGACCCACUUAACUGUUCUUUAUUGUUGGCCUCUUUACUGCCUGCUCUCUGCUCAUAUGAUCUUCUCUCUCUAAACCCAUCUCACCAUAAGCUCCUUCCGGACUUUUGGUAGUAAAGAAGUAAUCUUUACCAGUAAAAAAAACACAAUGACCCACUUAUUCAAGAAAUUUAACAUUCUUGGGCCCUCAGUUAGCAUGAUUGGGUUCUUCUUUGUCUCUGUUUGCAUUAUCGUUUGUUUCUUUUACUUGGAUUACCGAGCUGUGACCAAAGGGUUUCACCCUCCUGGGAAAAUUAGCCUGAUUACUGCGUCGUUUGGUUUGAAUGGGUCAUUGGGUGAGAACCAAAGGCGGGAGUUUCUUGAAGAUGGUGAAGAUGGGUGUGAUGUUUUUGAUGGGAGUUGGGUUUGGGAUGAUAGUUAUCCACUUUAUAAGUCAGAAGAUUGUUUGUUUGUGGAUGAGGGGUUUAGGUGUUCUGAGAAUGGAAGGCCCGAUAAUUUCUACACCAAAUGGCGUUGGCAACCGAAAAAUUGCAAUUUGCCCAGAUUUGAUGCAAAAAACAUGUUGGAAAAUCUCCGGAACCGCCGGCUUGUAUUUGUUGGUGAUUCUAUUGGACGAAACCAAUGGGAAUCCCUUCUCUGUAUGCUUGCUUCUGCAGUUCCUGAUAAGACUUCGAUAUUUGAAGUAAAUGGGAGCCCAAUAACAAAGCACUCUGGUUUCUUGGUUUUCAAGUUCAGGGAUUACAACUGCACUAUUGAAUACUACAGAGCUCCAUUUCUAGUGGCGCAGAGUCGGGCUCCGGCUCGAGCUCCAGCAAAGGUGAAGACUACUUUGAAACUGGAUCACUUGGAUUGGAGCUCCCCAAAGUGGAAAGGUGCAGACGUGCUGGUUUUCAACUCUGGGCAUUGGUGGAACUAUGAGAAGACAAUAAGAGAGGGUACUUACUUUCAGGAGGGGGAGGAAGUGAAGAUAAAGAUAAGUGUAGAAAGUGCAUUUCGGAGAGCUAUUGAGACGCUGGUGGAUUGGACAUAUAGUGAUGUAAAUUUGAGCAAGACCCAAGUUCUCUUUCGAAGCUAUGCUCCCGUGCACUUCAGAGGUGGCGACUGGAAUACUGGCGGUACCUGUCACCCAGAGACGAUGCCCGACCUGGCUUCAUUACCAGUUUCAUCCCAAAUGUCGGUCCACUUGAAUAUUGUCCUAGAAGUGUUAUCAGAACGCUUGAACAAGUCCAAAGCGAAGAAACUGGAUUUAUUGAAUGUGACUUAUUUGACAUCACUGAGAAAAGACGGCCACUCGUCUUUGUAUUAUUUAGGGCCCGGGAUAGGACCGCCACCUCUCCACCGGCAAGACUGCAGUCACUGGUGCCUGCCGGGUGUCCCUGAUUCAUGGAACGAGCUUCUCUAUGCUCUCUUCAUCAAGGGGGAGUACAGUCGAAUACGGAAAUCAAUGAACGCUUCUCAAGCUCCAUUAUGAUUGAUAAGAAAGUUCGCUGAUCUAACUACCACGUUGAGUCGCAUAACCAUAAAGCUGACACCAUCAGUUAUUCUUCCAUCGGGUAUGGGUGUUGACUUUCAAGUAAUUUGGCAGAAUCAACUGCCACUUUGCUAUAGAAGGCAUGAUUAUCAAACGUGGAGUGAGUUGGUUGUGGCUUUUCUCUGGUCAGUGCAUCUCUUCCUCCGAGGAUCUUCUCACGAAUACGUACUUGUGGAAUGAUGGCUUUGUCCCUUUGAAAAAAUAGUGAUGCAGCCUGCUCUGAUACUAUAUAGCCAGGGGUGGUGGAGAAAUUUGUGGCAUGCCACAUUCACGAUAUGCCACAUUCACGUUUGAUACCGGAUGCUUGCAAUUGAUUCUGCAUUUGAGUUGGCUCAGUCUGAUGCGAACUCACAUAGUUCACCAGAGAUAUAGAAAAUGUAUGUCAUUCAUAUAGAGAGUACAGUCAAAUAUAUAGCAGUUCUUGACAUUUCUACUCUACUUACUGUACUUGUGUAUACAAGAAGUUAGGUUGGAAUGUCAUUGCACUUUGUUUUGUUUUGCUCA
Molecule: messenger RNA, 2127 nt
Organism: Rhododendron vialii
Lineage: Eukaryota; Viridiplantae; Streptophyta; Magnoliopsida; Ericales; Ericaceae
Product: protein trichome birefringence-like 10
Exons: 4
Coding region: 241-1563 (440 amino acids)
Cellular component (GO): Golgi apparatus
Molecular function (GO): O-acetyltransferase activity
Source: RefSeq, a predicted model, not a curated record